Molecule: messenger RNA, 234 nt
Organism: Gloeophyllum trabeum ATCC 11539
Lineage: Eukaryota; Fungi; Basidiomycota; Agaricomycetes; Gloeophyllales; Gloeophyllaceae
Exons: 2
Coding region: 1-234 (77 amino acids)
Biological process (GO): GPI anchor biosynthetic process
Cellular component (GO): endoplasmic reticulum membrane; dolichol-phosphate-mannose synthase complex
Molecular function (GO): enzyme regulator activity
Source: RefSeq, a predicted model, not a curated record
AUGCUGCUAGCGGCAUCCGUCGUCUUCACCUACUACACGUUCUGGGCCCUUCUCCUGCCAUUCUUUGACGCGUCAAAUCCGAUUCAUGACUUCUUCCCUUCGAGAGAAUGGGCCGUACGGCUCCCCGCUUUCAUCCUCGUUUCCGGGCUGUCAGCUGUCGGGUCGUUUAUCGGGAUCACAGUAGUAAAGGAGAAGCGCGCGAAAGCACAGAAAGCAAAGCUGCGUAUGGCUUGA